Molecule: messenger RNA, 830 nt
Organism: Nerophis ophidion (straightnose pipefish)
Lineage: Eukaryota; Metazoa; Chordata; Actinopteri; Syngnathiformes; Syngnathidae
Gene: lto1
Product: LTO1 maturation factor of ABCE1
Exons: 6
Coding region: 86-538 (150 amino acids)
Source: RefSeq, a predicted model, not a curated record
AAAUAAAAAUAAAAUAGACAAAGAAUAAGAAAACGAAGAAGAAGAAGAAAAAGCCGACAAAAAGGCUACAAGAAGAAUAACAAUAAUGACAAAUAAUAAUUCUGACAUUAUGAUGGCCCGGGACUCUGCCAAUGAAGAUAUUUUUGACUGCAUCGUCAUGGCGGAUGAAAAGUUCCGCGGCGACGGGUACCAAGAAGGCUUUCAGAAAGGGACCGACCAGGGGCUGCAAAUCGGCCGAAGACAUGGGGCUUCUCAUGGGGCGAAACUCUUUACCGAGAUUUCCUUUUAUCAUGGCUUUGCUGUUACAUGGAAAUGUCUUCUUCAACGCGGAAAAGACAACAAACUAAAAAAACGCCUAAAAGCCGUCGUGUCUCUUCUGGACUUGAUCCAAAAUUGCAGCUAUGACGACCCACAAUCUACUAAGCUGCAGGAGGAUGUGGACAGGCUUCGAGGCAAAUUCAAGCAGGUCUGUUCCGUCCUCGGCAUCCAAACGGACUUCAGGGAUUACAGAAAUCUCGCUCAAGGGGCUACCUUCUAGAUCUCUUCGGAGAAGGACCAAGACCUUGGCCAAUGUCCGAUGGCGGAAGCGGGAAUCGAACCUGGAACCCUCAAGUUGCUGGCACGGCCACUUCGUCAACACCGGACGACCAUUUUGGACUCAAUGUCAGUAUUGAUGGUCAAGCCAGCUCUCCUUUCGUGAAUCAUUGCUGAACACGAAUAAGGACAAUCACAGCAGGACUUUGGUUCGGACACGUUUUACGACGCUCGAAACGCAGCGCCUUUCUCAACAUGUCAACUGAAAUAAUUAAAAAGGAUUGUGUUUUUUAUCA